Messenger RNA from Penicillium angulare, 387 nucleotides. RefSeq names its product CP2 transcription factor. The coding region runs from base 1 to 387 and encodes 128 amino acids. Lineage: Eukaryota; Fungi; Ascomycota; Eurotiomycetes; Eurotiales; Aspergillaceae. The record is from RefSeq and is a predicted model, not a curated record. The transcript has 3 exons.
AUGCGAGUUUCGUUCAACCGUGUCGUGGGAACUUCCCUUUUGGUAGGAUGGGCGGCUGCCUCUAUCCCUAGUAUCGAAAUCAAGGACUGGAAUCACAGAGCAAUGGAAAAAAUCGAGGUUGACCUAACGUUUGACCAAUUUUUGUUUGAAUCGGCAACAAAUUCUGCUGCGCUCACCGAGGCUUCGUCCCCUGAUGCUAUUCCUCAUUCACGAUCACAUACGCAAGGCGAAAAGCUCCGCUACCACGUGGCACUGCGAACUCCGACUGCUAUGGUUAAGUCUGUAGAAGAGAUUCCUAUAUUAUAUCUAAAUAAGGGGCAGGUCUAUGGUACUAUAGUCAUGGACUUGAAUCCGCCAGCAAUUCCUCUUGAAGUGUUCCGAUAUUGA